ACCCUAACAGCUCUUUCCAUAAAACGGUAAAAAGGAAGAAGAAAUUUUUUCUCUCCCUAACAUAAUGCCACCUCGCGAUGAAGACGACGGAGAGGAAUUCUCUGACAGCGAGAAUGACGAAGGUUUUGAUGAGGAGGAAAGGGAAGCUAUAAGGAGAGCCUGUAUGAUCACAGACACCGAUCCCAACGACCUCGAUAACAGCGACAAACUUCAACUGACUGUCGGAGCCGAUUCCUCUGGCGGCGCCGAUGCAGGUUUCUGGAGUUCCGAUGGCGAAGAGGAUCUUGAAUUGGUCCGGAAAAUUCAGAACCGGUUGGCGUUAUCGGAUGAUUCGUGCCAGCCUUUGUCUUUGAAGGCUUUGUGUACGCUUCCACCGGUUCUUUCGGACGAUGAUGAAGAGGAUGAUUUCGAGACUCUUCGCAUUAUUCAGAGGCGCUUUUCAGCUUAUAAUUCAGCUGAUACUACAAAAAGCAGGAGGAAGGAUUCUUUACAGACUCCAAAUCAGGUUCUUGCAUCUAGUGUAGCAUCAGAGAAUGAGACUUCCAAUAAUUUAUUUGUAAAUAGAAUUAAUGCUUGUGAAGGGUUUCCAGAUUCUGAAGAAGCUUGUAACAACCACCAUUUAUUGAAGGACAAUGUGGAGACACUGCCUUCUUGUUCCAGUCAGUGGCAACAGUCUGAAGAAUAUAAUAUGUCUAUUGUGUCACAAAAGGAUUCUAACUUCCCAAAAUCUGCUCAGGUGUUUAUUGAUGCCAUUAAGAAGAAUAGGUCCUAUCAGAAUUUUAUCCGAAGUAAGUUGACUCAGAUUGAAUCAAGAAUAGAGGAGAACAAGAAAUUGAAAGAACGUGUAAAAAUUCUGAAAGACUUUCAGGUUUCUUGCAGAAAAAUAACUGGUCGAGCAUUAUCCCAGAAGAAGGAUCCUCAUGUCCAAUUAAUUUCAUCGCAGAAGUUAAGGAAUUCUAAUGACCCAGAGGUUAUUGAUAAAAAGUCCUCUGCUAUUCACUAUGGCCCAUCAGAAAAUUCUCAUGUUUCUAAGUACAGACUGGCCUUGUCAAAAUAUCCACUUUCAUUGCAUCGGAAAAAAUGGUCAAAGACAGAAAAGGAAAAUCUUGGAAAGGGAAUAAGACAGCAAUUCAAUUAA
Messenger RNA from Pistacia vera, 1138 nucleotides. RefSeq lists its product as uncharacterized. The record is from RefSeq and is a predicted model, not a curated record. Lineage: Eukaryota; Viridiplantae; Streptophyta; Magnoliopsida; Sapindales; Anacardiaceae. The transcript is spliced from 3 exons. The coding region runs from base 65 to 1138 and encodes 357 amino acids.